Messenger RNA from Acaulospora morrowiae, 238 nucleotides. NCBI's taxonomy places the organism in Eukaryota, Fungi, Glomeromycota, Glomeromycetes, Diversisporales, Acaulosporaceae. The record is from the annotation of a GenBank genome assembly.
AUGGCGAAUAAUCAACAACUCUCGCAAUUAUCUGAGGCACUUUCUUCAGCUUCUCAACAAAUUCUUGAUGCGACAGAGACUCACAUUUUGACACCAGCUCCGAUUCCUAUAACUCCGCAACAAAUUACUCCAACAGCGACUCAUUCGACUUCCCAACAAGAUUCUACUCUAGAAGCAACUCCACUAAUUACCCUUCAACGAGUCUCUGCUCCAGAAGAACCAGCAAUAAUUCUCUUAG